Molecule: messenger RNA, 2376 nt
Organism: Trematomus bernacchii (emerald rockcod)
Lineage: Eukaryota; Metazoa; Chordata; Actinopteri; Perciformes; Nototheniidae
Gene: lta4h
Product: leukotriene A4 hydrolase
Biological process (GO): leukotriene biosynthetic process; peptide catabolic process; proteolysis
Cellular component (GO): cytosol; nucleus
Molecular function (GO): leukotriene-A4 hydrolase activity; metallopeptidase activity; zinc ion binding
Source: RefSeq, a predicted model, not a curated record
UGUGUCUCCAGUCUCUCACCAGUCAGCAUGUCGGACCCGUGCUCCUUCUCCUCCGUUUCCCACUUUCUCACCCGGCACCUGAACCUCGCGCUGCACGUGGAUUUCUCCCGCCAUGUGAUCAAAGGGGUCAUCGCGCUCACCAUGGAGGCUCUGCAGGACCGGCUGCACGCGCUGACUCUGGACUGCAGGGACCUGCAGGUGUUCUCGGUGAAAGCCAACGGGCAGGCGGCGCGCUUUACGACAGGCCCUAAACACACCUUUAAAGGAGCCCCACUGGAGAUCACCUUGCCCUUCGACCUCUCCAGAGGGCAGCAUGUGAUCGUGGAGGUGACCUAUGAGACGUCGCCGACGGCAACCGCGCUGCAGUGGCUCUCACCUGAGCAGACGGCCGGGAAGGAAAAGCCCUACCUGUUCAGCCAGUGCCAGGCUCAUCACUGCAGGAGCAUGGUGCCCUGCCAGGACACUCCGUCUGUCAAGCACACCUACUACGCUCAGGUGUCUGUCCCUAAGGACCUGGUUGCAGUGAUGAGUGCGGUGAGAGACGGACAGGAAGUGGACCCUCAGGAUAACGAGCGAAUCAUCUACAAGUUCAGGCAGCCGGUGCCCAUGCCCUCCUACCUGAUCGCCAUCGUGGUCGGAGCCCUGGAGAGCAGGGAGAUCGGCCCGCGCUCCAGAGUCUGGUCUGAGAAAGAGUACGUGGAUAAAGCAGCGUUCGAGUUUUCUGAGACGGAGGCCAUGCUGCAGGCGGCCGAGGCUCUCGCCGGGCCGUAUGUUUGGGGUCCGUACGACAUCCUGGUUCUGCCUCCAUCGUUCCCCUACGGAGGAAUGGAGAACCCCUGCCUCACUUUCGCCACCCCCACCCUGCUGGCGGGAGACAAGUCUCUGUCCAACGUGAUUGCUCAUGAGAUCUCCCACAGCUGGACGGGGAACCUGGUGACCAACAAGACCUGGGAACACUUCUGGCUGAACGAGGGUCACACGGUCUACCUGGAGAGGAUGAUAGGCCGGUCGAUGGAGGGAGAACCCUUCAGACAGUUCAAAGCUGCUGGAGGCUGGAAGGAGCUGCAGGACUCGGUGAACACCUUUGGAGCUAACAACCCCCUCACUAACCUGGUCCCCAGUCUUCAGGACGUGGACCCGGACGACGCCUUCUCCUCCGUCCCGUACGAGAAGGGCUUCGCUCUGCUGUAUCACCUGGAGGAGCUACUGGGGGGCCCAGAGGUGUUCAUGGGCUUCGUGAAGUCGUACAUCCAGAUGUUUGCGUACGGCAGCGCCACCACCGACGAGUGGAAGAACUACCUGUUCACCUACUUCAAGGACAAGGUGGACGUCCUGAACCAGGUGGACUGGCACGCCUGGAUGUUCACCCCGGGGAUGCCUCCAGUCAAACCUCAGUACGACACCACGCUGGCCGACGCCUGCAUCGCCCUGAGCCAGAGGUGGAUCAAGGCCGCAGAGCAGGACCUGAGCAGCUUCAAGGCGUCGGACAUGAAGCCGCUGUCGUCUCAUCAGGUCAUCGAGUUCCUGUCUCUGCUGCUUCAGGAGGCGGCGCUGCCUCUGACUCACGUGAAGAAGAUGCAGGAAGUUUACGAUCUGAACGCGAGCAAGAACGCUGAGAUCCGCUUCAGGUGGCUGCGUCUCUGCGUGCGCUCGCGGUGGGAGGAGGCUGUUCCCAUGGCGAUGAAGAUGGCGACGGAUCAGGGCCGAAUGAAGUUCACCCGCCCGCUCUUCAGAGAGGUGUUUACCUUCGACAAGUAUCGUGACGAGGCGGUCCGGAUGUUCCAGUCUCACCGCGGCGCGAUGCACCCCGUCACCGCCGGACUCGUGGCCAAAGACCUGAAGAUCCAAGCUAGCAGCAGCUUGUAAAGCUAGCAGCAGCUUGACAAGCUAGCAGCAGCUUGUCAAGCUAGCAGCAGCUUGUCAAGCUAGCAGCAGCUUGACAAGCUAGCAGCAGCUUGUCAAGCUAGCAGCAGCUUGUCAAGCUGCUGCUAGCUUUCAGAUAUUGCAGAUAUUUCAAGACUUCUAAUCGUUUUCCUGCAGAAUUGUCUUUAAAUGCUUUCAUCAGAAAUUAUUUGAUGCUUUUCUCUUUUUUAUCAUCAAAUCUUUAGGGGUGUCGGGAUAAAUAUCAGUAGCUCCGAUAACGAAAUGAAAUAGAGACUUAAAGUCACACGUUUAUCUUCCAAAUAAUAAAGAGAGUAUUGCAGGAAUCAGGACAUUUCAGAGCUUCAAGUUCACAGUUAUGAAACCAGACGUUAAGAAACCAGACGUUAAGAAAGGAGACGUUAAGAAACUGCGGUUAUUGCAGAUGGUUUUACCGACACUCCUGAUGUUUCCUGUUUAAAAAACAGAAGAAGAAAUAAAAAUGUCUUCACUGAA